CGGACUCACGUUUUGCCUCAGAGGGGGAGUAUCUCGCGCAGCUGUGGGAUUAUCACAGGAGGAUAAUCCACGCUGCGGACCCCUACAAGAGGCAACUGGAGGUAGUGUUUGUUGAUCACUUUUUGUCAUCCACUACCUCCACUGUCAGUUUUAUGGACAUAAGAGGACUAAAGCAAAUAAUUACAGAGCUGAGGGCGAGGCUUUGUUUCAAACUGUUUGGCAUGGGCGGUCCGGGCAAGGGAAAUUCAGCUGCCCUCCUGGAAGCCCUCACCACUUGGUGUUCUCGGCGUCAGCGGCCUUUCCCGUCGAUGUUUAUUGCCAAAUCGCUCGAUCCUCCUUUAAGGGAGAAACGGCACCCUCGUCAUCUUCACCCCACCACACCUCCACUCUCUCCUGUGGCAUUGGCUGAAGCAGCUGUUAUUGGACCUGCAGCACGGAACGCCGCAGUGAGUAAAAUAGACUCUGCCAUCAGGACUAAUUCAUUCACUAAGACCUGGAAAGUUCAGAGGAGUUCUUCUGUGUUGACUGGCAAUUCUAAGACUAUUUUUGCUGCCAAGCCGCCUCUCUCUGAGAAGAAAUCUGGUGUUUCUUCUUUUCUUGAUUUUAAAACUGAGAAGACUGAGAUCUGUUCCCCUAUGUUCAAGACUGUUAGCUCAGCCACAGUUAGCUUAGAACCUGUUAGCUUGGAAACUGUUAAGCCUGUGUCUGUUAACGUAACAACUCUGAUUUCUGAGUCAAUGGAUUUUGAAGAUGUUGACCCGGAGUCAGCGGACUCAGAAGUAAUCAACCCCAUAUCAGGGAGCUCAGAGCCUGGAGGUUUGGAGUUAGUUGACGCAGUGUUAGUGGACCUUUCGGCCCAGUCAGGCUACAUAGACAGAGAUUCUCCCCAGGGCUUCCCCAGAGGCUGAGUUUGAGUCAGUUGCCACCUCUGCACCCCUGGAGAAAGUAGAGCCUGCUAGGUUUCUGCCGUCAGUCCAGCCUGUAGUUCAGUCCUCUACUCCACCACCUGUUACACCUCCACCACAAUCAUAUCCGCUCCCCAUAGGUCGGUCCUUAGCUCAGCUCUCUGUAGCUCAAUCCCCAGUGUCCCUGCUAGCUCAGCCCCGUGUUCAGUUGCCGCUAGCUCAGUCUUACCACUCCACCACCUAUUACACCUCCACCACAAUCAUCUCCGCUACCCAGUAGCGGUUUUUGAUACGGGCGACACGGGCGGUUGCCCAGGGCGGCAUCGUGGUGGGGGGCGGCAUCACGGACAUCGGCAAAAAACCCAAAACAUUUUGCUCGUACUCAUGCUGCCCCGACAUCAGCCAGCGCAUAUUGGGAAUGUCAUAGGCACCGAUCGGUUUUCUAUCGGCCAUUUGCUGGGAGUAAGGGCGCCCUCGUUUGCGAGGUGCGCCUGCUGCUUGCAGCACAGGGAGUAGAGGGCGGGGCGGCGGGGAAUUCUCCGGCUGGAGCAGCAUUUAAUAACCAACUCGCAAAAUAAAAGAAAAUAAAAACAAAACAACAAACACGUAAACACCAGACAUUAUGAUACAGACUGCGCCUGCUCGCUGCUGUGCUGAAGUCAAAGUAAACUUUAUUGUCAUCUCCCCUAUACACAGUACAGUAUAUAGAGAAACGAGACGACGAGGCUCCAGUUACAGCAGUGCAAGUAAACAAUAAAUAUAAGAAGAGUAAGAAAAUACAUAUACACUUUAGUACUAGGUGUAAAGGGAUCAAUAACAAUUUAAAAUUUAUAUUUUACAGUUUGAUGAUUUAAAGUCUCACACACAACCUGUCGAAAGGGGAGGGGGGCGGCUUCUUCCAAAUAGAGCACAUUUCAUUCAUAAUGUUGUAAAUCCAAGCCCAUUAUGUAUUCAUGAUUUGAAUCCUGGGUUGUGCAAAAUCCCAGAACCAAAUCUGUGAACUAAGGUGGAGGUUUAUUAGGUUAUGUUGUGGUGAUCCUCGAGUUGGGGGAUGGGUGUUCAUACUGGAGUGCAAAAUUAAAACCAAUGGAAGAUGGACAAAGUUCAAAGCCAUCAGGUGCUCAGUUUAGAAAAAAAGAGAAAAGAAGAGGAGAAACGAGCAAAAGAUACCGGAAAGCAGAUGCGUCACUGGAUAAUGGCAGGUCAUGUAUCCUGAAACAAUCAUUGAAAUUAUGUGGGUUACAGUUGCUCCAAGAAGAAAUGAUAAAAAUAGUAACAGUAACAGACUAAACUCCAAACAAUACAUUAUGUUACAGAUUUGACACAUUUAAGAAAUAGCACUAAUAUAUACAGAUCACUCAAUUAUAAAUAUCAAGGAUUAACAGAGGUGAUUAUAAAUAAAUAUCAAGAAAAUUGACAAGAAUAUUACAGAGUAGAAAAGAGCGUGUGUAAAAAGGGUGUAGCUAUUGCAGUGUUUACAGUGUGUUAGAUGGAGGAGUUGUACAGGGAGAUGGCCACGGGCAGGAAUGAUUUCCUCUGUUGGUCAGUGGUGCUUUUUGGUAAUCUCAGUCUCUCACUGAACAUGCUCCUGUGACUGACCAGCAUGUCAUGGAGUGGGUGGGAGGUAUUAUCCAUGAUUGUCCUUAUCUUGGACAACAUCUGACUCUCAGACACCACCCUAACGGAGUCCAGCUCCACCCCCACAACAUUACUGGCCUUGUGGAUCAGUUUAUUUAGUCUGUUGGCAUCUGUGACCCUCAACCUGCUGAGGGAGUUUUCGCCCAGGGCGUCAAACAGGCUAGGACCGCCACUGCCGCUACCUGUAGCUCAGUCUUCAGUUCUGUCAGCCAUUCAGCCACCUGGUCAGCUACACACUCAUCCAGGGGUCUCAACGCCUUCUGGUCCUGCUGGAAGCUUGAGUGAGCCAAUCCAGCACUUCGCUGUCUGUCCCCGCUGGCAGUUCAGGAGAACUGUUUCAGCCGUCCGUCCCGCUGGAGGGUCCGAGGGGCCGGUUCAGCCGCCUGCCUCCACUGGAGGGUACGAGGGACCCGUCCAGCCGCCUGCCUCCGCUGGAGGGUCUGAGGGGCCCGUCCAGUCAUCUUCUGUCUCAGCUGGGGGUUCAGGAGAACCCAGCCAGCAUUCUGUCUCAUUAGCUGGAGGUCCUGAGGAGCCCGGCCAGCAUCAAGCUUCGUCAGCUGGGGGUUCUGGUGAACCCAGCCAGCAUCAUGUCAAGUUAGCUGGAGGGUCCGAGGAGCUUCGUGGGAAAAGAUAGUGGGAGUUCUGCCCAGCCACAGCCUGUGGGACAGAAACCUGUUGUAACUAAAAGCUACAGAGAGUUGUGUGUGUGCAGGGGUAUAAAAGAGGAGCUGAGACAUCCCAAGGGCAGAGCUGGCAUGCCUGUGAACUGUAAUUUUUCAUGUGUGUGUUGGCUCUCCUGCGCAGUAAUAAAUAGCUCUUUCCGUGUUGCAGACUUUAUUUACAAAAUUCCACGACAGUCUUCUCUGCCCGUGUGUUCCCUCUGUGUAAAGUCCAUGUUUCUUAGUCUGCGUCUUUGUGAAUUGUUUCCUGUUUUAUUUUGAAGGGUUAUGUCUGAUGUCAGUGUUUCUAGCUUCGCUCCCCCUGUCUCGUUAGGUCUCAUUCCUCCCAGCUGUGUUCCCCUGCUGUCUCUAAUUCCUUGAUGACUUCCUCAGUGUAUUUAAGCCCCGUGUUCCGUUGUGUCAGUGUCACAUCGUACCCUUAGAAUUGCCUGUGUGUUUUUGUGUUAGCAAGCUCAGUUUGAUUCAUGUUUUGUGCCAGCAAUAAAGCUGUGGUUUUUGAGUUGCAUUCAGUCUCAGAGUCCUGCAUUUGGAUCCUCACCUCUGCCUGCCUGCACACAGAGCCCUGACAAACUCAGCUGAAGCUCUUCUUCUCAGUUUCUCUGGCAGACAUUCAUAAAUGUCUCUGAGCUUCACCAAAGGCUGAUGGCUGGGUUUUGGCGCCCUUUCAUGUCAGAAGCUCAGAAUGCAUGACUGAAGCUGUGACUGGCUGGGAAUCGUUAGUCGGAGCUUAAAUAAAUCAUGAAGCUCUGGCAAGCAGCUGAUGUCACACUCUGCUGGCUGCGGAUUGGUCCACGGGCAGCAGGUGAGCAGCAGGUGUGCUGACACCUGAAACGUUCAUCGAUCAUUCAGCAGCUUCACUUUGUGUCUUCAGCAGCAAAUGCUUGGGUUUCAACUGGGACAGAGUGAACGGAGAGUCCACCACAGUCCAGAGUAUCUGUGCUGAUCCAGGAGCAGGGUUAGCCAAGAAAACAAAGAACGCUGAAGUCUGACUCAGUUACCAUGGUCACUGACCUGCUUCCUGUCUACUCCUCCUGCUGAGCCCAAAGUCUGAUCCUCGGUUUAUUCUGGUGCUGAAAUCAUGAGAGGAUUUCAGAUCUGCGCUCGUUCCUUGAUGAGUUCCUGACCGAGUGUCACUGUUUUUGUUUCAUAAUCUAUAACUAAUACUGAGUCUCAUCAUGGAUCCAGACUCCAUCGAGAGUUUCAAUCAAAUCUGUCCAUCGGGCUACAGAACUGCCAUGAAGCUCCAGGCUCUGCAGAGACUCUGUUGCCUGGACACCGUGUUGGUGCGACACGUCACAGCGGCUCUCCACUCAGGGGGUGGAGCUCAGCGUGACGUCGCAAUGAGCAGACAGGAAGUGACCUGCGCUCUGAACAGGAUGUUCCACAGCGCAUCACAGGAAGUGCCAGUUCAUGUGACUGCAGCAGCUACCGAGGAGACAUGCAGUCUGAUGUUCAGGUUGUUUGACCGCAGUCAGUCCGAUGAAGUUUCAGGUCGCUCUCUUCAAACCGCUCUGAUCGCUCUGUCCUCAGAUAACCUGCUGCUAAAGUACAGAGGUCUGCUGCAGGUCUCGACAACCCCUUCAGGAUCCAUCAGCAAGCCUGGACUCAGGUGUUUGCUGAUGGACCUCAUCCAGGUAAAAAGCUCACACUACAUUUCCCAGCAUGCCUCUGCUGCUGCUCUCUGUAACGUAUGUUUUCAGGUUCCUGCGGCAGUUCAGGAGGAAGUCGUGUUUGACGAUUUGGAGGCGGCGGUUCAGUCGUGUUUUAAAGGGGUGUUGACCCCAACGGUGAGCAAGCAUCAUCUGUUGUCAUGGCUGCAGAGUGAGCCAUGCCUGUUGCUGUGGUUAUCCACUCUGUACCGGCUGUCAGCCAGUCAGAGCGUCCAGCACAACGUUCGCUGUCACAUCUGUAAGACCCGCCCCUUCACUGGGCUCAGGUAUCGAUGUAUGAAGUGUGUGAACGUCCAUGUGUGUCAGAGCUGCUUCCUGACUGACCGCCAGACCAGGAAACACAAAACCCACCAUCCAAUGCUCGUGUUCUGCAAGCAGCCCACCUGGAGAGAGUCUCUAACCUCGUUGGUGCGCAGUGCUCAUCACACCUUGCUGCCACGGCGACACACUCAGAGAGAAGCUAAUUGGAAGAGGGUCCUAAUGUGGGAGGAGCCAAGCGAGACUGAGAACAAAGGACCACCCACUUCUGAUGCCUCAACACGAUUGGUUGGCUCGGCUCACAGCUCCUCCUCUGAGAGGGGUGUUUCACAUGGCGCCUCAGAGGCUCCUCCUCCUCGCUGCUCUUCUUCGUGUAAAUCUCUGCAGACGAAUGAGGACACGUCCAGUCAGCAGGCGGUGGCGUUGCUGACAGACGUGAAGAACCUACAGAGGGACCGAUGGCUGUUGGAGCAGGAGCUGCAAACGUUUCGGCUCACCGUCCAAUCCGAGCAGGGCAUCUUGGAGGAAAGGUGCUCUGAGAUGGAAGUUACCGUGGAAACAUUGACGCGGUACAAUGCCCAACUGCAGGGCAUGCUCACACAGGCUCUGAACAAGAUGGAGGCUCAACAACACGGCAGCAACAUGCCAAACAGUGCCAACACGGAGAACACAGAAAGAGGAACCAUCACGCCAACUUCUGACACUCUGAAAAGCACAGAAGAAGAAACAGAGGAGGAAGAGGAGAUAGAGGAUGAGUGGAGCCAGGAAGAACUUCAAACUCAAACAUCUCCCACAAUCCACCAGGGCUCACCUCCCUCACCUGAUGGAGACUGUGAGGAGGAGUCUGCAGGUCGCAUGUCUCCACAUCAUCCAGUAGAGCUACAGCAUGGCCCUGAGGAGGCGGAGCUACAAGGAGAACGAAACAGUCUGUCUGAAGAAGAGGAGGAACAUGGGCCACGUAGUUCAGAGACGCUACUGCAGGGGACUGUAGAACGACUGAAGGCUGCGCUGGAGACACACAGGUGGACUCACACAGGUGAGAGGACGAGGGCGGAGCUUCUGCAGGCUGCAGAGCAGGUGGGAGACUCGAUGCUCCACCUGGUCGACGCUAUGGAAACAAACUCACCAGCUGAUUCGUCCAGCUUAGAAAACUUUAUUUAAACAU
Molecule: messenger RNA, 6316 nt
Organism: Pelmatolapia mariae (spotted tilapia)
Lineage: Eukaryota; Metazoa; Chordata; Actinopteri; Cichliformes; Cichlidae
Gene: dytn
Product: dystrotelin
Exons: 15
Coding region: 4399-6312 (637 amino acids)
Biological process (GO): synaptic signaling
Cellular component (GO): plasma membrane
Molecular function (GO): zinc ion binding
Source: RefSeq, a predicted model, not a curated record